AUGUUGUUCCAGGUAACAGCCUUGGCUGUGCUCAGCACAACAUUGGCGAAAAACUCGACGGCAAAAGCGAAACCGAAACGACAAUUAGACAAUAUCCGAACACCGCAGAACUUACAAUACUCCUUGGUACUGCCACAUUCAAGAGUGGCUCACUUCAGAUCCAUCUCCAACAGUAACCGAAGAAUUUCCAAUGGACCCUCGAAAGGCAAACUGCCGCCCUAUGCCGUCCAGAUGGAGCCUGUAGUCCAAUACUCUCAGAAAGAUCCUUUGUACGACCCUAGUCUGGAUAAUGUAGAAGAUUCAGUUGUAAACAAGAAUGAGAUCUACGCGCAGUCCAAAAUCCUUAAUGUACAGGACCAAUCUUCGGAAGUCAGUUACGGCCCGCCUUAUGGAUCUCUGCCAACCGCUCCGUUAUACAGUCACGACCCUCACGCGCAAUACUACGAAGAACCCGAACCUAUCAUUGAAAUCAUCAUCAAGGAGUCAAAUGAAUCUCUCCCCGCGCCUCCGCCUACACCAGCGCCAAAAAAGAAGAAGGAACCUGUACAUGUAUUUUACGUGAAGUACAGUAAAGACCCGCAUUCAAAAGACAAGGUUGUUUAUGAAAAGCCCAUCCCUGCGAUCACUCCUGCAACUAAUGAGGAAGACAGUCACCACGACGACUACGUUACAGUGACUCCAGAGCCAGUUUAUCUACCACCUAAAACAACAACAUUGAGAGCCAUCAUCAAACCAGAAUCUGAGAUUUAUCAUAGUGACAGUAGCGUGAAAAUUACUUUUGGUAAUGAAGGACGUCAUUACAAUGAGAGACGGAGGCAUGAGGGCGACUCAGUUCCUGAAGAACGUGAGGAGACUGCUCCAAGGCCCGCAAUCGCAUUCCCUAAUGAUCCGUUACCACAAAGUCAUCCUCCUAUUGAGCGUUCGGCUUCUCCGAAACCUCAGUUCCACGAAAGUGCUACUCGACCCACGAUAUACCAACCAAAUCCUAGCGUACAAACUUACAAAUCUGUGUCUCCUCAUGCACAAAGCCGCAUCCAAUUUCAACCACAAUAUUUCCCAUCAGAACAACAACUACCAAGACAAGGACCAUCUGCUUCUACAUUCAGAUCCCAAUCACACGCUCCUCGCCAUCCUUUCGGUCCCUCACCCUCAUCUUUAAUCCCCAACCCUGCCUUUGCAAACGGCCCCACGGGACCCAUAUUCUCUGGACCCACUGCCAGCCCAGCACACGCUAACCCUGUAGUUUCACCAUUCCCUAACACAUUCCAGAGAACAAAUCCAUCAAUUCAGACUCGCCCGAAUAGUCAGCCACCACCAUUUGGAACAAGAACGCACUUUAACGGACCUCCUAGGACAAGUUUCCACUCUGGACCUCAAAGACCUUUCCACCAACCACAACCACAAUCUAAGCCAUACUUUGACGAACCCAAAUAUUUGCAGGAGAACUACCAUACCAUAACAACUGAACAAGUAGACCCUCCUAAAGAACAAGUUUUGCCAAAUCGACCACCGCAACAUUUCAAUCACCAGCCGCAGCCUAGUGCUAGCCCUACUCCUUCCCAUUUCCAUGAUCAUAGAAGGCCACCAGUAAUCCCGCUGAAUCAACAACUGCCUCAGCAGAAACCACCUCAGCAAUUUGUUGAAACGAUUCACAGUAAACCUUCUCCCAUAGGUCCUAGCAGUUCUCCCUUCUUUAAUUUGAAGCCAUCACCUCCUCAAAUAGAAAAUAACCGCGUACCAUUCCAUCAGCCACCGCAACAACAGUUCAGUUUCCAUCAAGGCCCACAACCAUCUCCUAGGCCAAAUCAACACUCAUUUUCAAGUCCCGUUUCGCCUUCGCCAUCGCCUUUACCACAUAACAACUUCUUACCCCAACCAUCUGCACCUACUCUGUAUAAUUUCCAUCCUCAACCAUCACCAACACCAGAACAUCACUUCAAUCAUCAGAACUCACCGUCGGAAAGGCCACACACACAAUUUCAGCAGUCUCACGGACCUUCAGAGAGGCCAUUCCAUCAUAUACCUGGACCGUCAGAGAGACCGCAUUUCAAUCAACAAAGCAAUUUCCAAGAUCAAACGAAACAUCAACACCCACAAGAAGUUGGACAAUUUGUCCCGAAAGACGGUGAAUUAGUUCCAGCUAUAUCGAAAUAUGAACAACACAUAACUGUAAAUGGACCUACUGCUCAACCAUUCAGCGGUUUAGGAGAAUUGCAACCAUCACCGACACCUCAGCAGCAAGAACAAAAGUAUCACCAACUCCAGCAGCAACAUCAGCAGCAGCAGCAACAACAUCAACAGCAGCAACAGCAACAGCAAGAGCAAUACCACCAAAUUCAACAACAGCAACAGCAACAAUAUCACGACGCUGAGCAGGAACAAGUUCGCUUACAACUAGCUCAGAAUGUACAAAAGCAACAGGAAGAAAUCCAGCGUCUUCAGGCUCAAUUACUUUUAAGUCAACAACAACAUCAAAACAAACAAUACGAGCAAAACUUUAAACAAUUGCAACAUAAUUACAACCAACAAGUCCAAGCAACUUCACCCAGAUCGCAGUACAUUCAGGAAAGGUCACGACCGCAGCCCACUUUCGCAACAAGUACCGCUCCACCUCACUACUACCAGUCUACUUCGAGGACGGUUGAAAUAAGGCCAACCACUCAGAAGUACGUAUCUUCCACUGCAAACUCAAUAAAUAGCACUCCUGAAGACAAAAAAGAAGAGAAGAAGAAGAAGCCUGCGAUUGAGUUGCCUGAUGAAGUUCCCGAUGACCUACGCCAACAGCUUCUUUCUUCAGGUAUUUUAGAUAAUGCUGACAUUAGUGUGUUGGACUAUGAUAAAGUUGGAGAAACACCUCUUGAAUCCCUACCUCCAGACCAGUUGGCAAACUUCUUCAGCGCAGGAGGAGCGCAACAAAUAGCAGCCAGUGAAAAUAGACCAGUCGUUGUAAAACCUGACGGUAUUGAAUCUAGAAUAGACGAAGAUAUCAUGGAAGAAGAUCAAGAUGAAGCUGCUUCUGAAAACUUACCUACCUAUGUAGCACCACCUGCGACAAAACAGGAUGUUGAAAUGAAAGUUGUUCAUUUCGAUCCUAAUACGCCUGAAGGACAAAACAUAGCAAAGGAAUACGUGAAUGAAAACGCUACCCAAUUGGACCCAGUUGCUCUAAAUGACAAGAAAUAUAAUAGGUAUCUGCCAUUCAAAGUUGGUGGGAAUCAAUUCCCAUUACCAGAUAUUCUUAAAGGAAGAAAAAUUACCUCAGUUGUUGUAUUAGCUCCUGUUCAGACAGAGGUAUUAAACGGCGCGCAUACAAGGACCGAGCGAGCAGCAAGCAAUGACCUGAAAGGCAUUAAAUUCGUUGCUGGAGAAAGUCUGCAAAAUUUGUUGAAAAAACCAACGAAGGACAACUUCGAGAAAUGGUUAGAGAUAGAAAAGAAAACUGAUUCAGACAUGCAGUCAAUCGUCUUGCUUGUGUUCGGAAAUGAAAAUCCUGCUGGAAAAGAAAUAUUUAUGUACGACAUUGGAUCGGGCUCCGUGAGCAAAUUAAGUGGCGAUCUCUCCAAUGCUUUUAUUGAGGCCGCAGAGAAUAACUCGUUAACGAAAGAUAUUGAUACUUUGGCCAUUGAAGGCGAAGGUACACCAGAAAAUUUUGAAAAAGACGAAAUUGCAGAAGGUUCGGAAAAUGUGCCAUUAUUUGUAGACUUAUCAGGUGUAAGCAUAGAUCAGCGAAGUACCAAUCAAGUUUCAAUUUCAUCAGGAUACAGUAAAACUAAACACGGCAGAGCAUUGAGAAGACAUUAAUAUAAAUAUUAUCCUGCGCCUAAGGGCGUUUGAUCUUUGUAAAUAGUAUAGAAUUAGUAUUACUAAAUUAAUUAUGUCGCAAUGCUGCGUAUAGUCGUAUUUUUAAAAAGUGAUAAUGGUUGUACAAUAUAAUGUAACUGCCCUUUA
Molecule: messenger RNA, 3948 nt
Organism: Manduca sexta (tobacco hornworm)
Lineage: Eukaryota; Metazoa; Arthropoda; Insecta; Lepidoptera; Sphingidae
Product: titin
Source: RefSeq, a predicted model, not a curated record